CGAUUUGAUUCUCCAUUUCCACGUUUUGUCGGUGUUGUGCUGCUCUGGUUCUGCUUAUCUACUGCUGCAUCUGUGCUCCAGAGAGAGAGAGAGAGGAGAGACAGAGUGAGAAUGAAGGUGAUAGAGAAGAUCCGGGACAGUACCUUGGACGGCCGGGUGGUGUUCUCGUUCGAGUUCUUCCCGCCUAAGACUGAGGAUGGAGUCGACAACCUGUUCGAGCGGAUGGAUCGGAUGGUGUCUCACAACCCAUCCUUCUGCGACAUCACUUGGGGCGCUGGUGGCUCUACCGCCGAUCUCACCCUUGAGAUCGCCAACAAGAUGCAGAACAUAGUCUGCGUCGAGUCCAUGAUGCAUCUCACCUGCACCAACAUGCCUGUCGAGAAGAUCAAUCACGCUCUUGACACCAUCAAAUCUAAUGGGAUUCAGAACGUUCUUGCUCUCCGUGGCGAUCCUCCUCAUGGCCAGGACAAGUUCGUCCAGAUCCAGGGCGGUUUUGCUUGUGCUCUCGACCUGGUGAAACACAUCCGAGAGAAGUAUGGAGAUUACUUUGGAAUUACUGUUGCUGGUUAUCCAGAGGCACAUCCGGAUGUUAUCUCAGAGAAUGGAGUGGCCACUUUGGAAGCAUACCAGAAUGAUCUUGCUUACUUGAAAAGGAAAGUUGAUACUGGGGCAGAUCUUAUUAUCACUCAAUUAUUCUAUGACACUGAUAUUUUCCUGAAGUUUGUGAAUGACUGCCGGCAAAUUGGAAUAAAAUGUCCUAUUGUUCCAGGCAUUAUGCCAAUCAAUAAUUAUAAGGGUUUCUUGCGCAUGACUGGUUUUUGCAAAACGAAGAUACCUUCUGAAAUUACUGCUGCCUUGGAGCCUAUUAAGGACAAUGAUGAAGCUGUUAGAUCCUAUGGAAUUCAUCUUGGAACUGAAAUGUGCAAGAAGAUUUUAGCUCAUGGGAUAAACACAUUGCACCUUUACACACUAAACAUGGAGAAAUCAGCAUUGGCUAUUUUAAAGAACCUAGGAUUGAUUGAUGAUAACAAAAUUUCAAGAUCCUUACCUUGGAGACGCCCUACAAAUAUACACCGCGUCAAAGAAGAUGUUCGCCCAAUUUUCUGGGCUAAUCGUCCAAAAAGUUACAUAUCUAGGACAAUUGGUUGGGAACAGUACCCACAAGGGCGAUGGGGUGACUCUUGUAAUGCAUCAUAUGGAGCACUGACUGAUUACCAGUUUAUGCGGCCACGUUCACGUGAUAAAAAGCUUCAGGAGGAAUGGGGUGUCCCAUUGAGAUCUAUUGAAGAUAUACAUGAGAGGUUCAUGAACUACUGCCUGGGCAAACUUAAAAGCAAUCCAUGGUCUGAGCUAGAUGGGCUUCAGCCAGAGACAAAGAUCAUAAAUGAACAGUUGGGAAAUAUCAACUUGAAGGGUUUCCUUACCAUCAAUAGCCAACCAGCAGUAAAUGGCGAGAAGUCUGACUCUCCAGUUGUUGGAUGGGGUGGACCCGGUGGGUAUGUAUAUCAGAAGGCCUAUCUAGAGUUCUUCUGUUCUCGUAGAAAGUUGGAAACUCUGAUUGAGAAAUGCAGCAAUUUCCCAUCUUUAACCUACAUGGCUGUGAACAAAGAUACACAAUGGAUGUCUAACGUUGGCGCAAGUGAUGUGAAUGCGGUCACAUGGGGAGUCUUCCCAGCAAAAGAGAUCAUCCAACCAACUGUAGUAGAUGCAACAAGCUUUUUUGUCUGGAAGGACGAGGCCUUUGAAAUCUGGUCCAGGGUAUGGGCAUCCUUGUACCCUGAGGGUGACCCAUCAAGGAAACUGCUAGAGGAGGUGCAAAGUGGUCACUUCUUGGUCAGCUUGGUGGAUAAUGACUAUGUCAAUGGAGAUCUGUUUGCUGUUUUCAGUGAUAUCUGAGAUUACGUGCUAUCUAUCGAUUCUUUCAGUUGUAGCAGGGCCCGCCUAGGAAGUUAAUUGAUUGCAACUAGUAUUACACGCUAUGUAGGUUUGUUGUUUGUGUUGCAUUAUUCAAUAACACGUGACAUUUGAAAUAUUAAUUAUUGUCUCCUCCAAGUGCACAUUGCAUUCAGGGGCAAAGCUUAAGGUUUUAUCUUUUAAACAAUUUUAUAUCUAGUAGUAUGUUCAUUUACAUGUUCUUUU
This is a messenger RNA of Nelumbo nucifera (sacred lotus), 2139 nucleotides long. Its product is annotated as methylenetetrahydrofolate reductase (NADH) 2-like. Gene Ontology annotation, cellular component: cytosol. The record is from RefSeq and is a predicted model, not a curated record. Gene Ontology annotation, biological process: tetrahydrofolate interconversion. Lineage: Eukaryota; Viridiplantae; Streptophyta; Magnoliopsida; Proteales; Nelumbonaceae. Gene Ontology annotation, molecular function: FAD binding; methylenetetrahydrofolate reductase [NAD(P)H] activity.